UUGUGCUGUCAUGUACUGUACUCACCAGACAGGAUGUUGAAACUUGAUGAUUUUUUUGGAUUUAAAAAAGUAGGAACUGAGAAGAAAUAAACCACAAUUUACAUGACGACGAACUGCAAGCAAGUCAAAGAUGUUGUUUCUUUUGCUGCUCAUCUCCUGCUUGCCACAAGGGGGCGACAACUCUCCAAUAAGUUGCUACAACGACAAAGGAGAGGCAACUGACUGGUUCUACUUGUACAAACUGCCGAGUGACCACGACAGGAAGCCCCCCCGUGAAGGUCUGACGUAUCUGCUGAUGGACGAGGGCAGCUCAGGCUGGAGUAGCGGCAAGUGGAGCGUGAACGACACCUCAGGAGCACUGGGCAUGACUGUGGGACAACUGUACUCGCAGGGAAAGAACUACACAGAAGUGGCCUACGUCCUUUAUAAUGACCAAAAGCCAACAGGGGGCGCUGGAGACAAAUAUGGUAGCAGAGGAGGCCACACAAAAGGUGUGGUCCUGCUGGAUCACAAUCAAGGCUUCUGGUUGGUCCACAGCACCCCAGUCUUCCCCCCUGUCCGUGACGCCGGACACUACAGCUACCCUGGCAGCGGCACCAGGAACGGCCAGAACUUCCUCUGCGUCACGUUCCCACUGGAACAGUUCCAAUCUAUUGGAGAGCAGCUUCAGAUCAAUCAGCUGAUAGUGUACGACUGUGACGUCCCACAAUCCUUUGCGCCGUCCGUGCCAGCUCUGGCUGCCCUGUGCAACAACAGUCACGUCAAGACGGCGUCCAAUCGCAGCGUCACGCUGACCUCCAAGGGCGGCACCGACUUCAUCAGCUUCGCCAAAGGAGCCGCUUUUAACGACGACUUGUACCAACCGUGGGUGGCCCCCACCCUGCAGUCCGACCUUCUGGUCCAGUUCUGGUACAACACGCCAGGUACCCUGCCCUCGGACUGCAAGCGAGGCUGGAAAGUUCUGGACAUCACACAAAUUUCCCCGAACGGCACCUUCAGCUUCAAAAGCACCAAGGACCACUCCAAGUGGGCCGUCAGCGUCAAGGCGGCGGAGGCGGGUGGAGGGUGGGUGUGUGUCGGCGACAUAAACCGCAACCAAGCCGAGGAGAAGCGAGGUGGCGGCACCGUGUGCCAGCGCCAUGCCGCCGUGUGGAAAGCGUACCGAAUCGCGGCACAGGAAUGCCAGGCGUGCGAGCACGGAACGAUCAAGUGUUGACUUGCAGGAAAAUUAAAAUUGUUUGAUUUCCUCAUUUAGCUUUUUUUUAAGAUCAUCUGAAAAGUGCUUGUUUAUUUAUAGAUAUUUUAUCAUUCACAUUUAAAUGUUGCUGUCUGACUAUGCUUGAAAAAUAUAAAAUUUAAAAA
Messenger RNA from Entelurus aequoreus (snake pipefish), 1362 nucleotides. RefSeq names its product deoxyribonuclease II, lysosomal (gene dnase2). Gene Ontology annotation, biological process: apoptotic DNA fragmentation. Gene Ontology annotation, molecular function: deoxyribonuclease II activity. The transcript is spliced from 7 exons. NCBI's taxonomy places the organism in Eukaryota, Metazoa, Chordata, Actinopteri, Syngnathiformes, Syngnathidae. The coding region runs from base 131 to 1216 and encodes 361 amino acids. The record is from RefSeq and is a predicted model, not a curated record.